Knipowitschia caucasica is the source of this 3042-nucleotide messenger RNA. The record is from the annotation of a GenBank genome assembly. NCBI's taxonomy places the organism in Eukaryota, Metazoa, Chordata, Actinopteri, Gobiiformes, Gobiidae.
AUGCUGUGUUGGGGAAAUGCAAGAGAUGGACAGUUGGGAAAUGGUGUGGAGAAGAAUCCAGUCUAUGAGCCAAAGAGCUGCUCAGUGUUUUGUGGCAGGGGCCUGAAGGAGAUUGCCUGUGCAGGGGAGCACACUGUGUUCCUGCUUCAGGAUGGCAGCGUCUACACAUGUGGCUCCAACAGCUGUGGACAGUUGGGCCACGACAAACCAGGGAUGCCACCAGAACUAGUGGGUGCUUUGGAUACUCAGAAAAUAAUAAGGGUAUGUUGUGGCCGGGCCCACUCCCUGGCGGUCAGUGAGCGAGGUCAGGUGUUUUCUUGGGGAGCUGGAGAAGGAGGGCAGCUUGGUCUUGGUACCACAGACACUGCUGUACCAAUACCCAGAUUGGUGAAGCGGCUCUGUGAUCAUCGCAUAUCUCAAGUAAUGUGUGGGAACCAGCAUUGCAUUGCACUUUCUAGAGAUGGUCAACUCUUCACUUGGGGUCAGAACACAAGUGGUCAGCUGGGUUUGGGAAAAGGAGAGCCCAUGUUUGGUUGGGGCAAGAACAGGGCUGGACAGCUGGGACUGAAUGAUAAACAAGAUCGUGCAGUGCCCUGUCACAUAAAGUUCUUGCGUUCUCAGAAAGUGGUUUACAUCAGCUGCGGAGAGGAACACACUGCUGCUCUCACAAAGGAUGGUGGGUUGUUCACGUUUGGAGAUGGCGCUCUUGGUCAGCUGGGUCACGGCUCCACCAACAACGAGCUCUUACCCAGACGAGUCCUGGAGCUCAUGGGCACAGAGGUGUCCCAGAUCGCCUGUGGCCGACACCACACGUUGGCAUUUGUGCCUUCUUCGGGGUUAGUGUAUGCUUUUGGCGGUAACAACUUUGGCCAACUGGGCACAGGGAUAUGGGGCAACUCUAAAAGUCCAUGUCCUGUCAGGAUUCCGGUCAAUGGAUGUUUUCAAAAAGGAGGAUCAAAACAAUGCUCUGUAACAAAAAUUGUCUGUGGAGGUGACCAUAGUUUUUUGUUGUUCUCAUAUGACCAGAGUGUAGCGGUCCCAGAAGACUUCCGAGUCAGCAGUAUCAAUAAGAGUCUUUCUCCAAUCAACUAUGAGCGCUUAAACCAAUGGAGGCUAAAGCUUCUGUACAACACAGAGCCCAAUGUUACAGAUGAUAUUAUCAAUCAGCUUUCCUCCACAGCUUGUUGGAAUGGCAGCUUCUUGGACCAAAGUGAUGAUGCACAUUUCAAAACCAAUCCCAAGAUCCCAGGCAUCGACAUCCACUCUGUGCAGUCCUUCUUUGAGGCUCUCAGUCAGCCGGCAUUCUCUGCACUUCUAGAGCAGGCCAGCCAAAGUUUUGAAAGCUUAUUGAUCCCCCAGCUGCCCAGCUCCCCUCCCGACGUCGAAGCAAUGAGGAUUUAUCUAAUUUUGUCAGAGUGUCCGUUGAUGCACGACUCCAAGAAUUUCACCCGACUCACCAUUCCUUUUGCCAUCGCUAUACUGCGUCUGGACACCAACCCCAGCAAAGUAUUAGAUAACUGGUGGUGUUUUGUGGAGGGCAGUGUCUUCAGGAAAAUGGUGGACGUUUAUAAGCGAAUUGUGGUGUUCAUGCUCACACUCGGAAAGUCUGUGGUUGUGCCUGUGUCUUAUGAGAACUAUUUUCUGGCUACAUUGAGACUGCUGGAAAAACUUCACAAGGUAAACUUAAAGGCCAAGCACGUAGACUACAAUAGUUUUUAUAUACCUGACAUUACCAACCUGGUGGACAUCCAGGAAGACUACCUCAAGUGGUUUUUAAGUCGAGCCGACAUUAAAACUGAGUCGUCUCCAUCUAAGAAUGACUUUCCCUUAGUGAACCUAUGUGCCUACCCAUUUAUACUGAAUGCUCAAGCCAAGACAACCAUGCUGCAGACUGACGCCGAGCUACAAAUGCAGAUGGCAGUCAGUGGUGCAAAUCUUCAUAAUGUCUUUAUGCUGCUCACACUGGAACCAAACUUGGCUCGGAACCCGUACUUGGUGCUACAUGUCCGCAGGGACCACUUAGUGAGUGACACACUGCGAGAAGUCUCCAUGUACUCAGAUGUGGACCUCAAGAAACCUCUCAAGGUGAUCUUUGACGGAGAGGAGGCUGUGGACGCUGGAGGAGUCACUAAAGAGUUCUUCUUGCUGCUGCUGAAAGAGCUAAUGGAUCCUGUCUACGGGAUGUUCACACAUUACCGAGACUCCAAUCUGCUCUGGUUUUCAGACAAAUGUUUCGUAGAGUCAAACUGGUUCCACCUGAUCGGGAUCAUCUGUGGCCUGGCCAUCUACAACUCCACUGUUGUAGACCUGCACUUUCCUCUGGCACUGUACAAGAAGCUGCUCAAAGUCUCUCCCACACUGGAGGAUUUCAGGGAGCUGUCACCCACUGAAGCUAGGAGUCUUCAACAACUUUUGGAUUACGAAGGCAACGACAUAGAGGACGUAUUUUUACUUAACUUUUCUAUCACACGGGAAAACUACGGAAUGACAGAGGUGAAGGAGCUGGUUCCAGGGGGAGAAAACAUCAACGUGGACAAAAACAACAGGAAGGAGUUUGUGGAUGCGUAUUUGCGCUACGUGUUCUGCAACGCGGUCAGCGAGCAGUACGAGGCCUUCUCGAGCGGCUUCCUCAAAGUGUGUGGAGGAGACAUCCUGUGGCUCUUCCAACCCUCUGAGCUCAUGGCCAUGGUAGUGGGCAACAGCGACUACAACUGGGACGAGAUGGAGAAGAAUGCAGAGUACAAAGGGGAAUAUUCAGCCACACACCCGACUGUGCAGCUCUUCUGGGAAGUCUUCCAUGAGUUCCCUCUGGAGAAAAAGAAGCAGUUCUUAUUAUUUUUGACCGGCAGCGACCGCAUCCCCAUCCACGGCAUGGAGAGCUUGAAGAUCGUCAUCCAGUCGACCACCGCAGAGGAGCACUAUCUGCCUGUGGCCCACACCUGCUACAACCUGCUGGACAUGCCCCGCUACCAGAGCAAAGAGACCCUGAAACAGCGCCUCACGCAGGCCGUGGAGCAGUACGAGGGCUUCAGUCUGGUCUGA